Molecule: messenger RNA, 1514 nt
Organism: Nomia melanderi (Alkali bee)
Lineage: Eukaryota; Metazoa; Arthropoda; Insecta; Hymenoptera; Halictidae
Source: RefSeq, a predicted model, not a curated record
GUUCCGAGCGUUCCUUCUUGUUCGACGCACGCUCGGUUUCCGUUGCUCUCGUAGAGGCCUCACCGAGCAUAUCGCAUGACUCGCGAGGCAUGUGGCCGACAGUUUACUUCGGGACCUCGAACCGGUCGAUUCGCGGACGAUUUCGAGCGUUCCCCGCGACUAAGGUAAACGAACGCGAGGAGAGUACCUACAGGAUCGCCCGAACAUGAGGCUGCACGUCAGAAGCGUCAACGACAGCCACGGACUGGCCUCUUCGAGGGAAGGGGAAGUGUCGUGGUCUACGACAGAGACACCUUUCACCGCCGAAGAAGAAGACGCGAUAGUCACGUUGGUGGUGGUCGUGGUCGGUAUCAUCGUGGCCAUAGUUAUACUCUUCUCAAUGGGGAUAUUCAUCGAUUGCAAACAUCAGAAAAAGGACGCGCUGAAGAAGAGGAAGCUGAAGCUGAGAAUGCCGCCGAUAUCCCGAGCGAGAAAGGGCGAGAAGGAGGACGUGAAAUCACUGGCGGCCGACAUGUGUCCGAACGGGGCCAGCGACGCCGAUUUCCGAACGAGGAACGCGGUGGUUUGACAGUCCACUGCGCCGUCUUGAAAUUCAACACGAAUGCAAGCCACGGUGCAGCUGGAUCUUGUUGAACUUCAUCGAGACGGAGGAAGGUGGUCCCCGGCGGAAGCUAACGAACUAUCGAAGCGAUUUAAACGAUUUAAGCGAUCCAAAUGAGCGAGGGGAGUGGCUCGUUGUCCUAGAAUCACGCGGGGAAAUGAAAUUCGGCGAACGACGCGCGUGCCCAUCGCGGGGAAGUUGUUCGCGAACGGAGAUUAUAAUGAUUCCCUCGACUGUGAUUCAUAUAUCCCUAUUUAUCUCGUCCGUCGAUUGAAAUUCUUCGAUCGCAUCGAUCGGAUCUCGUGGCCCUGCAAAAAGUUGUUGCGGCAAGCAACGCAAUUGGAAUGCGACGAAGCUGAUCCCUCUUUCCUUUCUGUCUUUCUCUCCUUUUUGUUCCCUCUGUCGUCGUCUCGCGCCGAAUUUAAGUGUUCGCUCGAUACGAUGAGCAUCGUACGAACGGGAAUGCGAACGUAUCAACGUGAAAACAGAUGUUUACAGACGUAGGCGGUAUCGACUGAUUUUAUGCAACUGCAUUUCGUCGCGAUUCCAAUUGCUACAGUGCCGAGAUGUCAAUGUCUAGUCAUUCCUUCGGCCUUGUAGCGAUUAGCUGUUGGAGUGUCGUUCCGUCAUCUAUCCGCGCGACGAAUUUAUCGCGGAUCAUUCAAUAAAUCGUGGGCAACGUUGAAUGUUCGCGCAUCGACGCUGAUUAGAACGGCGGAAAAAUAUGCUGACGUGAAAUGUAACACGAACCGAUUCGUCGGGCGCAGAUUGCAGAGCGUUCGAGAUACCUCUAAUCGAAAACCGUGUACGCAUUAUGUUCGUAUCGAUUCACCAUAAUCGUGUUAUACGUGUACGCACGCGUACACAAACUUAAACUGUACAUACGUGAUAUUGCCUGAAAAUAAGAUAUUUU